This is a messenger RNA of Apis cerana (Asiatic honeybee), 3134 nucleotides long. RefSeq names its product Per1-like protein PGAP5 (gene PGAP5). Gene Ontology annotation, molecular function: hydrolase activity. NCBI's taxonomy places the organism in Eukaryota, Metazoa, Arthropoda, Insecta, Hymenoptera, Apidae. Gene Ontology annotation, biological process: GPI anchor biosynthetic process. The record is from RefSeq and is a predicted model, not a curated record.
UAAAAAAAAGUAAUUAUGUAUAUUAUAUAUUUACUAUUUUACAUAUAUAUAUAUAUCAAAAUCAAUUUUUUUAAAAAAUUAGAUGUUUUUUGAACAAUUUAAUUUUAUAAAUAUUAAAUAUUUUUAAAAUACCAUUAUAUAUAAUAUAUUAUAUAUUUGUAAAUUUAUAAAUUUUAUAAGAUUUUUAUUAUAAGAAUAAUAUUUUUAAUAUAAUAUAAAUAUUUAAUCUAUGUUAUUAAAAGCUUAAAUUUUCAUAUAAAUAUUUCAUAUAAUUGAUUAUAUUUCAUACAUUUGAUUAAUAUUUAUAAAAUGAAAUACUAGUACAAGAUAAAUAAUAUGAACAUUAUUUUAAAAUUAAAUAAAAUAUAAUUAAUACAAUUGGUAUCGAUACAUCGAUACAAUUUUACGCAACAAAAAAUUGAUUUUGAUAUCGAUAUUUAACUAAUCGAAAAAUACUAAUAAAAAGUUAAAUCAUGUAAUUUGCUUAUUUUCUUUUAAAAAUUUGACAUCAUGAAAAAAUAAAAUUAUAUGUAUAUACAUAUAUUGAUAUUAUAUGAUAUACAAUAUAUAUAUAUAUAUCUUAUGGAUAUUUCUGAAGUCUUUUAUAUUUUAUUUGUAUAGUUUAUCUAUAGUUAUAUAUAGUUUAUGCAUUACUUGUUAGUAUUACUUAUCUAUAGUAUUUUAAUAUUAGUGAUUAUUGUUGUAAUAUAGUGAUUGUUGUUUACUAGAUCAUUCAAAUAAUUAUUGAAACAAUAAAUUAAUAUUAUAUGUAUAUAUUAUGUACUUUAAUAAAAUCGUAUUAUUCGAUAUUCAGUAUUAUCAAAUAAGAAAUUCUUAUUAUGAUUUAAAAUAUUUGUUUACUUUUAGUUGAUUUAAGAGAAUUGAGAUACUUAUAGUUUUAAUUUUGAUUAUAAUUUUAUAUUUUAUUCUAUACAAUUUUAUAAAUGAAAAUGAUAAGGCAAUUUAUAAAUUUGCAAAUUGAAUUACAUAAGACAUUAAAUAUUAGAUAUAUUUCAUGCAAAAAAUAUUGUAUGUUUAUUUUCAAUAUUCAAAACAAAAUAUAUUUUUUAUGUUAAAUAUAUGAUACGAAUAUAUACGCAAUAUAAUCAUAAUAUACGAAAAUGUUCAAUAUUCAAAUAGAAUGAAAAAAGAAUAUGUGUGAUAUUUAUAAUUCUAUUCUAUAUAACUUAUCAAUUAUAUCUUUGAAAAUAUUUUUACAAAAAUAAUACAAAAUGUUAGAUACCAAAAUAUUUUCAUAUAAGAAAUAUUUAAUUGAAGCUAUCAUAGCUUUAGUAUGUGUAUUUAUUUUUUGUGAAUAUUUGUUAUAUUAUCUUGUGCUUAUUCAGUGUACAUGGCCUAUUUUGGAACCACAUAAAAUCGAUGUGACUAUUACUCAACUCAAAUCAGAAGAAACACCUGUACAUGCAAUGUUUAUAGCAGAUACUCAUUUAUUAGGUUCUAAACAUGGACAUUGGUUUGAUAAAUUAAGAAGAGAAUGGCAAAUGUAUAGAGCAUUUCAAACUAUGAUUACACUUCAUAAACCAGAUAUAAUUUUUAUAUUAGGUGAUUUAUUCGAUGAAGGACAAUGGAGUAGUUCUGCAGAAUUUGAUCAAUAUGUACAAAGAUUUCAUUCAUUAUUUUCAGUACCUAAACAUACUCAUCUUUAUGUUGUUGCUGGAAAUCAUGAUAUUGGAUUUCAUUAUGGAAUUACACCAUAUUUAAAUCAACGAUUUGUAAAUGGUUUAAAGUCACCAAGUGUAAAAAGAGUUAGUAUUAGAGGAAAUCAUUUUGUUUUAAUUAAUAGUAUGGCACUGGAAGGAGAUGGAUGUUUUUUAUGUCGUCCUACAGAAAUUGCAUUAAAUAAAAUUGCUACACAUUUAAAAUGUGCAAAAGAUACAGGAAAUAAUUGUAACAAAGAUAAUGUAAUUUCGAGAUAUAGUAGACCAAUUAUUUUACAGCAUUUUCCAAUGUAUCGCGAAUCUGAUGAAAUUUGCAAUGAACUUGAUCAAGCACCAGAUGAAAUAAAAGAUAUCAAGUUUAGAGAACGAUGGGAAUGUUUAUCAAAAGAAGCAUCUGAACAACUUUUAGAUAUAUUGAAUCCAAGACUUAUUAUUAAUGGACACACUCAUCAUGGUUGUAGAAGAAUACAUAGGAAAGAUAUAUUAGAAUUUACAAUAUCAUCUUUUAGUUGGCGUAAUAAAGAUAAUCCUUCUUUACUAUUGGGUGUAUUUACUCCCAAUAAUUAUUCUGUAUCAAAAUGUUAUAUGCCUGUAGAAUCUACAGAGAUCAAAAUUUAUAUUAUUAGUAUAAUGUGCAUUUUCAUAUAUUUUAUUAUAAAAUGUAAACUAAAACAAAAUCGAUAUUAUCUUUUAAAAUUUCAUUAAAAAUAUAUUGCUAUAUUAAUAAUAUUAUUAAUUAUUAUUAAUUAUUAAUAUUAAUGAGAAAGCAUGAAAAUUACAAAUAUAUAAUUAUAAACAUAACAAAAAACAUAGAAAUAUAAACUUCAGAUUAUUGAAAAAUAUUUUUGUUUAUAUGAAUAAAAUCUUUAACGAUAUUACAUAUUAUUUACAUUAUUUAUAAAAUAUUUAUCUUAUUUAUUUUUGUUAUUUAAAUCAAUAUAAUUAUAUCUCAACUUUAUCAAAUUUUGAAAAUUACUUUAUUUUAUAUAUUUUAUAUAUUUUAAUUUUUUUUUUCCAUUUAUUUUAUCAAACAGCAUUCUAUUGAAAAAAAAAUUGUAUACAAAUAUGUAUAAAAGAAUAAAAAUAUUAAAAAUCACAAAUAUAAUCAAUACACAUUUAUAAAAUUUAUAUACAACUAUAUGUUUAGUUAUAUUAUAUAUCAAUAUUAAAAAUUUCAUGAAAUACUAUAGUACAGAUUUAGUAAAUAUAAUACUUGAAUAAUUGAAAAUACAAAUCUUUAUAAUUAUGCCAAAAAUAUUAUUAAAAUGUUAUUAUUAUUAAUUAAAAAUAUUAUUAAUAUUAUAUAUUAUAUAAUAAUUGAUAAACAUUUUAUAUGAUAUAAUACAUAUUAAGAAAUAAUGUAUACUUUUAACUUAUUUGAAUAUAACUGAUUAUUAAUGUUAUAUUAUAUGCAUUUAAUGCAUAUUUGUGUAUUAAUAAAUAUAAUAAACAUAA